Saccostrea cuccullata (small rock oyster) is the source of this 930-nucleotide messenger RNA. RefSeq lists its product as uncharacterized. The record is from RefSeq and is a predicted model, not a curated record. The coding region runs from base 284 to 688 and encodes 134 amino acids. NCBI's taxonomy places the organism in Eukaryota, Metazoa, Mollusca, Bivalvia, Ostreida, Ostreidae. The transcript is spliced from 4 exons.
UAAUGUACAAGUUUCUUAUGAGUUGUGAAACAGAAUCAAGGUAAAAUGUUCCAAAUAUUUUUCUUAGCUAUAAAAACCGAGUUUCAAAUAACUAAUCAAUCACGUUGCAAUGAAAUAGGAUUGGAUAUGAAAUUGAUUGUAGCAUGUCAUAGGCGCGCAUUAUGUACUAGUUCUGUAAGCUGUAUAAAUAUUGGCUUUGCUUUCGCUACACUUCGCAUACAUUUACUAAGGUAGGAUCACAGCAACAUCCAGGAUCUACCUCUAAAAGAAACACCCCUGUAUAAUGUCCACUUUCCACUUGGUUUUACUCGGCCUUUUGAUUGCUGUUACUUUCUGUGACAAAAGACAGGGUGUGUUUGGACCGUGCCAGGGGUGGGGCGCAGGCUGCACCAGUUACCAUAGUUACAGACCGAUUCCACAGCCCCCUACCCGAAAAAUUACGAGAAAUGUUCACAAGACUCCUAGUUACAUGUUUACGUCAGGUGAGUAUGGUUCAUCAUGGAAGCCAAUUGGAAAACGAAGAGAUGACACAAAGAAGCGGACCUCCUGGUUCACCGACAUUCCAUACCUUAGAAACCCCUUCCUCUCCUACCCCCGACUCAAAAGUGGAUCAGGUAGCCGAUUUAACUCUCUACACCGAGUGGCCUCAUCACAGCAACAAAGACAGCCAGAUUUGGUGGAGGUCUAAUGAAAUCUGUGAUCCCUUUCUCUGGAAGGAACAACUCUUUCGAGGGAGAACAACGAAUUUCCAGAAUUGUUCAAUUCAAAUGCAAUAAAACUGCUCAUAUAACUUGGUGUCUUUAUUUUAUAAAAGUCACUAUUAAUUUUUAUGAUAUAAAAAGUGCAGAAAACAGUGGUUAAUCCCAUACAUCCAGUUAAAAAUUCACAUACAGGGCAAAAACAUGGACCCCUGGAACCACCAGUGGUGGG